Ctenocephalides felis (cat flea) is the source of this 1612-nucleotide messenger RNA. RefSeq names its product transmembrane protein 120 homolog. The transcript is spliced from 8 exons. NCBI's taxonomy places the organism in Eukaryota, Metazoa, Arthropoda, Insecta, Siphonaptera, Pulicidae. Bases 219 to 1313 code for a protein of 364 amino acids. Gene Ontology annotation, cellular component: membrane. The record is from RefSeq and is a predicted model, not a curated record.
CAGACUCGAGCUGUCACUGCUUCGUAAUGUGAACUUGAUUGGUCAAAAGUCAUUUUCGUUAAUUGUUAUCAUAAUUGAUAAUACUAAGUGGCAAAUCAAUAAAAAAAAUUGCUUUAUAUAAUAGUUGAUAUUUGUCCUAUGGCGUACUACAAUUUAUCCCAUUCAGAAUUCUAUUUGUAAAUGUUUAGAUACGCUUAAUUCAACAGGUUAACCUAAAAAUGGAGAAAUUGACCGAGUGUUUGAAGGACUGGAAAGAAUUAUCAGCAGAAUAUAAACAGCUAGAGGGUGUCAACAGAGACUACUUGGCAAAAUUGGAAGAAGUAGCCGAACUACAAGCAAAAUGUUUAAGGGAAAUAUAUCAUCAGCGUUACAGAAUGAAUGUUAUAAAUUCCACAGUCAAGAAGUUAACGAAAGAUAAAGAAAUUUAUCAAAGCAACAAGGAAACAUUGACAAAUAUAGAGAAGGAUAUGAUGAAGCGUAAAGCACAAUUGUAUGAAGUUGAGCAAACAUUACCAAAGAAAAAUAGUUUGUACCUAAGAAUAAUACUUGGAAACGUAAACGUAUCAAUAUUGAAUAAAAUAGAAAAAUACAGAUAUAAAGAUGAAUAUGAAAAAUUUAAAUUAGUAUUGAGUAUUAUAGGAUUUGCACUUUCAAUAUUAAACCUCAUGACGAAUUUCAGAACACUAGAAUUAGCAUUUAUGUUUCUGUUAGUAUGGUAUUAUUGUACACUAACAAUUAGGGAAAGUAUUCUAAAAGUUAAUGGCUCAAGAAUAAAGGGUUGGUGGAGAAUUCAUCAUUUUAUAUCAACAGUAUGCGCUGGCGUAUUGUUAGUGUGGCCGAUAACUGAACCAUGGACUCAAUUCCGAGAUCAAUUUAUGUGGUUUAAUACCUACAUCAGUUUUGUGCAAUACUUACAGUUUAGAUACCAACAAGGAGUGUUGUAUCGACUAAAGGCUUUAGGUGAAAGACAUAACAUGGAUAUCACAAUUGAAGGAUUCCACAGUUGGAUGUGGAGAGGCUUAAGUUUCUUGUUGCCAUUUUUAUUCAUUGGAUAUGUUUUCCAAUUUUAUAAUGCUUAUGUGUUAUACCAUUUGAGUUAUCACCCUGAGGCCACAUGGCAGGUUCCGGUAUUAAGCUUUUUAUUCUUCGUGCUCUUUAUCGGUAAUACUGCUACUACAUGUCUAGUGAUACCAGAAAAAAUCCGAGAAAGGGUAAAAGAAAGGUACAGAUUGAUGAGUUUGUCUUGGUCAACUAAGUUUGUGAAUCAGACGCAGGAUGUGGAUGCACAUGGCUCUGGUGAUAAAAAAGACUAAUUGUGAACUGAAGAUUAGAUGAUUCAUUAUAAUUUAUGUAUAUUUUGCGAAGUAUUUGCAUUUGUGAAAUUAAGCUUGCACCCAAAUUGUAUUCUACAAAUAGUAUUAAAUUGUUUGAUGUAUUUUUGGGAUGAUAAUGUUGCUCAGUUACUAAAACUAUGGUUGUAUAAUAAUGUUGGUGGGAUUGUAAUAUUUAACUAGUUCUAAUUUGUUGUAAAUUGUUAUUUCAUGUUUUAGUUGUUAUUUAAAAAACAAAAACUAUUUUUUAUAAUUCUAAUAUUUUGGUAAUUUCCAUGUAC